Molecule: messenger RNA, 481 nt
Organism: Diabrotica balteata
Lineage: Eukaryota; Metazoa; Arthropoda; Insecta; Coleoptera; Chrysomelidae
Source: the annotation of a GenBank genome assembly
GAUCGUGUUUAAUGAAGGUGUAGUGUUCAUCGGUAAACACGAAAUAAUUCCUAGCCAUGGUGCGUAUGAAUGUAUUGAGCGAUGCUCUAAAAUCCAUAAACAAUGCUGAAAAGCGCGGUAAAAGGCAGGUCCUUAUCAGGCCUUCAUCAAAAGUAGUUGUUAAGUUUUUAACUGUAAUGAUGAAGCAUGGUUACAUUGGAGAAUUUGAAAUUGUAGACGAUCACAGAAGUGGAAAGAUAGUAGUAAAUUUGACAGGAAGGUUAAACAAAUGUGGAGUAAUUUCCCCUAGGUUUGAUGUACCAAUUACACAUAUUGAAAAAUGGACAAAUAAUCUUUUACCUUCUCGUCAGUUUGGAUAUGUUGUGCUUACCACAAGUGGAGGUAUCAUGGAUCACGAAGAAGCUAGAAGGAAACACCUGGGAGGAAAAAUUUUGGGAUUUUUCUUCUAAGAUAGAUUUAUAAUUUAAUAAAAAUUGUUUGU